Naumovozyma dairenensis CBS 421 is the source of this 1095-nucleotide messenger RNA. It is a transcript of the gene SDS3, whose product is annotated as Sds3p. Gene Ontology annotation, molecular function: histone deacetylase binding. The coding region runs from base 1 to 1095 and encodes 364 amino acids. The record is from RefSeq and is a predicted model, not a curated record. Gene Ontology annotation, biological process: negative regulation of transcription by RNA polymerase II. NCBI's taxonomy places the organism in Eukaryota, Fungi, Ascomycota, Saccharomycetes, Saccharomycetales, Saccharomycetaceae. The transcript has a single exon. Gene Ontology annotation, cellular component: Sin3-type complex.
AUGACCACACAAAAAUCACAUUUAAGAGAAUUAUCUCGUAAAGAUAAGAAAAGAUACAAUAUGGAAACGAAAGUUUCUAAAAUUCAUCAUAAUUUCAUUAAUGAUAGAGACGUCCAUUAUAAGGAUCGUUUAACUUCAUUACAAUUAAACUUGACCACGUUACAUGAUGGAACUAACCCAUUAUUAUUGAGAGGAAUUCGUGAUUUGGAAGAAGAGAGGGAUUUGGAUUUAGUUAGGUUGAGAUUUUUCGAAGAGUAUAGAGUAUCCAGAUCAAGUAUAGAAUUCCAAGAAGAUAUCGAAAGGGCUAAGAUGGAUCAUGAAAAGUUAAUUAAGUUAUGUAAGGAGAAGUUAUAUUCCAUUAUCGAUAAUAAGAUUAAGAAUUUGAAAGAGGAAAGAUUAUUGAUGGAUGUGGCUAAUGUUCAUUCUUACUCGAUGGAUUAUUCAAGACCUUAUUAUCAUAAGAAUACUAGAAGUCAUACUACCACGGGGGCCGCUUCAGUGCAACAACAAUCUGGUUGGGAAUCUUCCUCUAAUGAUAUGGCUAAUGAAAGUGCCACUGAUACAGGGUUAGAAAGAAGAUCAUUAAGAAGAAGAUUGGGGACUACUAGAGGAGGUGAUGAUGAUGGCGAUACAUUUAUCGGUGGUCGUGGUCGCAAGGGUAAACAGCAACAACAACAUUUUACUACAGGUAAUACAGGAGAUAAUAAUAAUAACACUGAUGAAUCUGAUUUCCAGACUGGAUAUUCCACAGGUACAUGGACAGGAACUAUAGCCAAACAAAAGACAAACAGUAAUAAUAAUACUAAUGGUUAUAAAACGGGGAUUAGUUCUGAUUCUGAUUUCCUACAAGGAAUUAGUGAUCAUGCAGAAUUACAAGCAUUGUUGUUUGGUGGUAAGAGUGCCAAUGGAGCAGCCGCAAAAUCUACUGCUGAAAACAAAAGGAAAUAUAGGAGUCAACGAUACUCUACUAAAUCGGCACCUCCAUUAGGAUCAUUAACUACAGAUGAGAUCACAGAAGACAUCAACUUGUUAAGAUCAUUAUCUGGCAAACCUCCAAGUCCCUUUAAAACUGCAAACUCUUCUUCUGCUGAUUGA